UGGACCAAAAGCCACAUCUCAGCCACUGAGGGGGGAAAAAAGAAAAUACAAAUCUUUUCAGUUCUUAAAGUUUAAAGCCGCACUUAACACAAUGCAUUGCCUGAAAAGUCUGAGGACAGCCAACCCGGGGGUUUUGCAUCUAUUUAAAAAUGCAGUCAUCUCCGCCAGAGUUGGAGCUGACAUGUCCAGGAGUCAGCAACCUGUUGCUUCCCUCAGCUGGACAGCAUCAUCCCACACCCUCAAAGCCUUUCAUCAACAGGGCCCUGGUGUGGACCAAGGACACUCAAAAAGUCGCUUGAUGUCCAGUAUGGAGGACUUACUUUUCUACACCAUCACUGAUGGGAAGGAGAUGAUUCCUCUUUCCCAGUUUAUCUCUGCUUUGAAAAAGACAGGUUUAUUGACAUCUGACCCCCGGCUGCGUGACUGUGUCCGUCAGAUGCGACAGUCCACACAUGACGCUGUUGGUCCAGUCAUGAUGGACAAGAAGCUCUUUAGAAGGUGUGUGGGCAACAACAUCAUGUUGCUGACCAAGGCUUUCAGAAGAAAAUUUAUCAUCCCUGACUUUCAAGCAUUUACUAACCUGAUCAAUAAGAUGUAUGACAAUGCACAUCAGCAAGAUGGAGGACACGUAGCUGAUUACAUUCCACAACUGGCUAAAUUCCGCCCUGAACUCUGGGGUGUGUCUCUAUGCACAAUUGAUGGACAGAGAUAUUCAGUGGGUGACACCAAGAUUCCUUUCUGCCUGCAGUCGUGUGUGAAGCCUCUGGAGUAUGCCAUCGCUGUGCACGAGCUUGGCAGUGAGCAUGUUCACCACUUUGUGGGAAAAGAGCCAAGUGGUUUCAAGUUCAACAAACUGUCACUAAAUGAAGAAGAUAAACCACACAACCCCAUGGUGAACGCUGGAGCUAUUGUCAUCAGUUCUUUGAUCAAGCCCCAUUCAAAUAAGGCAGAGAGGUUUGACUCUGUAAUGGAGUUCCUGAAAAGCAUGGCCGGUGCAGAGUAUGUGGGAUUCAGCAAUGCAACUUUCCAGUCAGAGAGGGAGACCGGUGAUAGAAAUUAUGCAAUUGGUUAUUACCUAAAGGAGAAAAAGUGUUUUCCUGACUAUGCAGACAUGAUUGCAGCCCUUGACUUCUACUUUCAGUUGUGCUCCAUAGAGGUAACCUGUGAGUCAGCAAGUGUCAUGGCUGCCACACUGGCCAAUGGGGGCAUUUGCCCAAUCACAGGAGACCGUGUGUUAAGUGCAGAAGCCGUUCGCAACACCCUGAGUCUCAUGCAUUCUUGUGGCAUGUACGACUUUUCUGGACAGUUUGCCUUCCAUGUGGGCCUGCCGGCUAAAUCUGGAGUUUCAGGUGCUGUACUGCUGGUGGUUCCUAAUGUCAUGGGUAUUAUAUGUUGGUCUCCUCCACUAGAUCGGCUUGGAAACAGUGUUCGUGGUAUUCACUUCUGUCAGGAGCUCGUAUCUUACUUCAACUUCCACAAUUACGACAACCUGAGGCACUUUACGAAGAAGCAUGACCCCAGGAGGCGAUCAGAUGAUGAUCCAAACAAGUCAGUGGUGAACCUGAUGUUUGCAGCCUACAGCGGUGAUGUAUCUGCUCUGAGGAGGUUUGCUCUUUCAGCUGUGGACAUGGAGCAGAGGGACUACGACUCCCGCACAGCGCUCCACAUCGCUGCUGCUGAAGGCCACACGGACGCUGUGGUUUUCCUAACUGAAAUAUGUAAAGUGAAUCCCUAUAUUAAAGACAGAUGGGGGAACACACCCCUAGAUGACGGCAUGCAGUUUGGCCAUGAUGUUAUUGUUUCAGUCCUGCAAAAGUACCACAGUGUGUACACUGACAGCAACUCACAAAGCAACACAGAGGAGCAGAAGACCACACUGGACACAAUAAAGAGCACUCUGUGAAGCUCACAGGAUUGCGAGGAUUUGUUAUCCAAAUCUUCUGAAGAAUGAAUGGACGUAUAGGAUGAUUGAGAAAAUUGAUGGAUGAUUGAAUUUUUAUUUAAAAUGUGGUAAAAUGUGUCAUCCUUUAGACUUCUAAACACUGCAGGUUUGGUUGCUAAUGUGUGGGAAAGCACAGUAUCAACAAGCAAUGUGCUGCUUGUGUAGAGAAAAAUGCUUUUGACAGACUUGGCAGUUUGGUUUAUGUAGAAAUAUAAAUGCUGCUUUGGUGUUCAUUCUGAUAGAUGUAAAUAUUUAAUAUAUAUUACCAACAUGUUGAAAUAUUGUAUAUUUUGUUUAAAUUCUAUUUGUUUAUGCUUCCUGUGGAAAAACUACAAUAUUCUUAGAGCUGUUGCAUCAAUAAUUCUACCUCGACAGAUGUAUUAGUACAUUUAGGAUUAUUAAACUCCAGGACUUUCUCCAUCUGUGAAAUACCAUGCAUAUCAGUAGCCCAGUUUUUCCACAUUCAGCUUACAUCUUCUAUAAAAACAUUACUAACUUGUUUUAUCAUAGCCAUCUGUGCAUGCUCAUUAAGUGAUGGGGUUUCUGAUAUUUUUACACAUUUUUGUUUUGCUUUCUCACCACCUGCCAUUAUUUAUCCUUUUUUUUUAAGUUUCAGUGAUAUUAUUCUUCAGCAUAAUUUCUGUACAAAUCCUCAGUCACUCUGGAUAUCAUCACCCUGCUGUAAAUAAAAAAAACAUGGAAGCAG
This is a messenger RNA of Melanotaenia boesemani (Boeseman's rainbowfish), 2648 nucleotides long. RefSeq names its product glutaminase kidney isoform, mitochondrial-like. The transcript has 18 exons. The coding region runs from base 92 to 1903 and encodes 603 amino acids. Gene Ontology annotation, molecular function: glutaminase activity; protein binding. NCBI's taxonomy places the organism in Eukaryota, Metazoa, Chordata, Actinopteri, Atheriniformes, Melanotaeniidae. Gene Ontology annotation, biological process: L-glutamine catabolic process. The record is from RefSeq and is a predicted model, not a curated record.